Molecule: messenger RNA, 2079 nt
Organism: Stylophora pistillata
Lineage: Eukaryota; Metazoa; Cnidaria; Anthozoa; Scleractinia; Pocilloporidae
Product: stAR-related lipid transfer protein 3
Cellular component (GO): endoplasmic reticulum-endosome membrane contact site; lysosomal membrane; late endosome membrane
Molecular function (GO): lipid binding
Source: RefSeq, a predicted model, not a curated record
CAUCCUUUCUCUCCUUCCGCUUUCCAUUUUCCCCCAAGAAGAAUUUGUAAUCGUACCAUGUGAUUUAUGUUUCUAGUGCUCUAUAAUGAUGAGCUCUUUUGUUAGUCAGAAUUAUGAUGCAGAAUCAGGUAGCCAUUAUGCUGCCUCCAGCACUAGUUAUCCUGUGUCAACUCUGUCUACUUCGGCACCGCAUCGCAGAUUUUCCCCAGCUCGUCGGCUUUUCUGUCUUCUCGCUCUCUUCGAUUUCUUAACCACUUUGUUUAUUUGGAUUUUGUAUGCGCAUGGUUUUAGUGAUAAUUUUAAGGAAGUCAUCAAAACUGAUGUUAAGGAGUACAAAUUUAAAAAAUCUGUGUUUGAUGUAGUGCUGUUGGCAUUAUGGCGGAUGAUAGUUCUUCUUCUUGUUUAUGCUCUUUAUGUGAGCCGAAAAUGGUAUGCAGUAGGGCUGACAACUGGUGGCUCAACUGUGUUCCUUCUAGUCAAAGCCAUACUCAUGGAAUUCCAGCCUCCAAAAUCGAAGGACAGAGGGAGCGAAUAUUUGUACUAUGUCCUAGUUUUAUCGUCACUUAUUUUAUCGUGGGUGGAAGUUUGGGUUCUUGAUUCUAAGGUUAUCCCUGCUGAGACGAAAGAGGAGCAGCGUCAGUUUCAAGAAGAGAGGAGGUCAUUGUUACAUAAUGAAAACCGCAGGCAUUUAACUCCUUAUUCGACAAUUUCGGACAAUGCCUUUUAUACGCCAGAAGCCUCUGACGAGGAAAGUGAAAAUGAAAGAGAAGGAGCUGAAAAUUUAGCUUUGUCUCAAGAGGAUCAAGAAUAUAUUCAGAAAGGGAAAGAAACAAUGGAAAUAACCUGGGAAAGGAUGCGUUUUAAUGAUGGUUGGAAAACGGAAAAAGUUAAGGAUGGAGUUGUUGUAGAAAGUAAGGUGAUUCCACUACCUGCAGGUGGAAAGAAAAUCUACAGAUUAAAGGGCUCUUUAGACGCCAAAGCAGAGGAAGUUUUUAAUCUGGUUGUUAGGCAUCCUGAGGAUGCACAGAAAUGGGGAGGAAACAUAACGGAUUCCUUUGUCGUACGUCAAAUUGAUGAAAAUACAGAUAUUGUUUAUAAUUCCGUUGGUGAGGCCGGCGGUGGAGUGGUGUCUAGUCGGGAUUUUGUGAAUUUGCGUCGAUGGGAAAAACGAGGAGAUGUCUUUGUUUCAUGUAACGUUGCAGUUGAAUGCGAUGAGAUGCCACCUAAAAAGGAGCACGUAAGAGCUGCAAAUGGUCCCGGUGGCUGGGCUAUGCAGGAAGCUGACGGGAAUCCAAGUAGAACCGAGUAUGUGUGGCUGUUUGACGUGGACCUGAAGGGAUGGUUACCACAGUCAGUAAUUGACGCCGCCAUGUCCUUCAUGUUGUUCCAAACGGGACAGGGACUCAAGGCCUAUAUCCAAGAACAACUUGGCUGAUCUGAAGAGGCCAGGCGAGAAACGAACAGACACGGCGGCGUGGAAAGAGACCUGGAACUGGAGCAAACUCUCUACAAAGUGUUUCUAUAUCAGGAGUGGUACAAUUUUACAACAAAGUUUAGCUUGGAGACAUUUGAUUUGAUACUGUUGGGUGUGAAAUACUGCGUGUGGUCAUAAUGAAGCCAAGUCAUUUUCAAUAUUCAGCCGUACAUUUUUUUAUUGACGUGUUUUGCAAUCCGUAUCAAAUUUCUUUGACUUCAAUUAUCGUAGUUCUCGUUUAAAUUUGUCCUCCACUCUUAUUUUGAAUCACUUUUUAAAUUACGAGAGUCUUCCACGGGUCAAAACGGCUGCGGAACCUCCGGUAAGGAAACGUAGGGUUUUAUCAAAGUCUGAUUGGUGGAUUUGGUCUCAAAGUCUCACCCAGGGUGUUAAGGAUGAAAUACUACUAUUUUAGUUCGGUAGCUUAAAUUAUCAGAAAAGAAACAGGUUUUUUUUUCGUCCUCGCAACUGCUGUUCACCAGUUGUUUUGAAGUGAUAUGUGUUUUAUUGGUAGAUGGAAGCAAACUAUGUAAUCGUGAGUUAGGUUUGUUACUUCAGAUUUCAAGGGUUUGAAUUUUUUUAAAGCUGGUGAUUUUUAAAAAGGA